Molecule: messenger RNA, 1589 nt
Organism: Chondrus crispus (carragheen)
Lineage: Eukaryota; Rhodophyta; Florideophyceae; Gigartinales; Gigartinaceae
Exons: 3
Coding region: 1362-1589 (75 amino acids)
Source: RefSeq, a predicted model, not a curated record
CUUUCGUUACCGUUCCAUCUCCGCCACGGUGGUCUCUCUCAACUAAGGAGCGCGAGCAGACCAACCUGCACUUGCCGACGUCACCUCUGCCGACCGCGCCACUCGCUCCACACACAGCCGCAUCCCUAUUCGCGACUCGCGACGCACAGCCAAGAUGACAGCCGAGAUGCAGAAGCUGGCCAACGACCCGAACUUCGUGGUGGAGUUCGCAGUAGGCGACCCUGCGCCCGUGCUGGUGCCGCAGCGGCGCGACGCGGGUCUGCGCAUGUCGGGCGUGUACUUUGACCAACCCAAGCGGUACGUGCUCAAGUCUGCGCACAUGUCGCGCGAGGACAACCGGAUCUUCGACCCGGACAACGGGCGGUGCAUCAUGGUGUCGCACCACCCGGGCAAGAACCCGUACGACGCGUUCGACCCGCUCGGGACGUCCAACGUGGAGAACCGGUACAAGGUGGCCGGCGGGGAGUGGGAGAGCGUGUGCGACGUGACGGCGCGCGCGCGGGGGUUUCGAAGCUUCAAGAUCCGACCGAAGAAGGUGAGUCGGCACGGGAGGCAGUACGUAAAGUUUGGAGAUGAGACGAUUAUGAACGUGGGCAAGGUGGGGAAGAUGAAGACGAUGAGCUUGAGGAAUCAUUUCACGAUUGGAAAGGGCGAGGAUGGGGAUUUGGUGUAUACGUGCGUGGCGGAUAUGACGGGGAGGACGGUGAUGUUUAAGAACCAGGAGGACGAGCUGGUGGCGCAGAUGGCCAAGACGACCAAGGCGCUGCUGCAGACGGUGGCGUUUGGGAGCGGGAGUGAGAGCACGAUUGACAUCGCGCCGGGGGUGGACUGCAGCAUGAUUCUGGCGACCGUGUUUGGGAUGGCACAGGUCGGCGAGCACUUCAUGGCCGAUGCGUUCAACAACUACGUGAUGGACCCCGUCAAGGACAGCGUGGUGGACUCGGCCGUGGACGCGGCAGGGCUGGGUGACGUCAUGAACGAUUACAACCAGCUGUCCGGACAGGCCGCUCGGCAGACGGGGAUGCUGACGCAGACCGCGCGCUUCAUGAAGCGAAACUUCUUCGAGUAGGCGCGUUUGGUGGGACGCGUAGACAAAGGUUGAAGAGCAAUUUCAAGUGAUAAAGUGCAUGUGCUUUGAUUUUAUUACAUAACGUGCGGUAAUGAUGCUUCUUCGAGGAGCCGACUGUGGUGGGACGCGUAGACAAAGGUUGAAGAGCAAUUUCAAGUGAUAAAGCGACUAUGGUGGACGCGUAGACAAAGGUUGAGUGGCGAUUUCAAGUGAUAAAGUGCUUGUGCUUUGAUUUAAUACGGAACGUGCGAAAUGAUGCUUGUUCAUACUGCCUCCGAGGCAUGCAUGCUGCAUGUUUGCGUCGCAAAGGCUUGUACACGUGUACGGGCUGGACGGGAUCAGAGAUCCGUCAACGCGUGAUCUGGUGUGGGCGGCGUUUGAUCCAGACCAGUCUGAGAUCGGAUUGUGGGCGUGCGCCGCAUGCGAUUUACAUUUCGCGAUGACGGCGCGGCGGCGAGGAAAGAAGCGUAAAAGGCAAAAGCUGUCUACACUCUUCGAGUCGGAGCAACGGGACGCUUGA